AUGGACGCCUUACCCGUUGAGCUUUUGAGGCUCAUCUUUGGCUACUGUGACCGGCAAUCCGCCAGGCAUCUGCGCGAGGCCAACAGGACCCUGGCCAAUGUCGGUUACGAGUAUAUGCUGUCGCCGCGCUUCACUGUCCUUGCCUACCGGGAUGAUGUCGACCGCCUGCGCAAUAUUGCCCUGCACCCGCAGCUGAGGGGCAGCAUUGACUCGAUUGUCAUCAAUCUCUCUGACGUCGACGAUUAUGACGCGAGACACGCCGCAUGGUUGCAACACUUUAUCCAAUUACCGGAAGACCGUCAACUAACCCUGAGCAGUGCCUGGAAUGAAUAUCCAAAGAUUGCCGAGAACCGGAAGAAACUGGCCCAGUUCCAUACGAGGGCCGACGACCUGCGAGAAGCGCUCGCCGCCCUUCCCAAUCUGAAGUCAGUGUCUGUUACCUUCACCGAGUGUCCCGUCGACAAUGCCGUUCUGCGCGACGUCUACGGUGUGCCGAGCUGCCGAAGGAUGAACCGCGCCACCGCAUACGAGAACCUCAACGCCAUCGUCGCAGCCUUGAACGGGCUGCCACUGACCUCGCUAUCCAUUGACUGGUUUCCCUUGGAGAUGCUGAAAACGCCCGUCCACCGGAGACACUGGUUCACACACUCACGCUCGUUCAAGAGCCUCUCUCGGUUCGACCUGACGCUGGACCCGUCUGGAUUGCAAGGGCCUGCAGCUGCCAUGAAGGCCGUGAAUGGCCUUGGGUUUGUCUUGCAGCAGGCGGCAAAUGCCCGCACCCUGAGGGUUGCAUUUCACCCAUACUCGAGCCCGGAUUCGAAAUUUGCCAUCAACUUUAGGGAAAUGCUCAAUGGGUUUGUCUUUCCGGAAUUGGAGGAUUUGACCCUGGUGGGCAUGUCCUGUGAGGAGCGAGAUCUCAAGACUUUCAUCUCACAGCAUCGCGCGACCCUGCAGCGUCUGCGCCUAGGCGGCCGUGGACUGGCCAAACCCUAUCAAGCGUCACUCGGCGGCAUGCAUCUGCGUGAAGGAACGCUGAAGUCACUCUUCGUGGGGCUACGGUCUCAGCUUACAAAACUCGAGCGUGUGCAUCUCGAGGGCAUCUUUGAGUGCGAAGGACAGUACGAAACAUACAACUUCUAUCCUCUGACAAACGAGGACUGGGAGGAGGUGCCCCGGCCAAGCUGGGUGCACUCAUCCCGUGAGACUAUUAGCUGCCUUCCCUUUGAACAGUUCCUUACGGCAGGCCGACCAUAUCCUGGGAACAUGUUCGGUCAACAGAACAACAACUAA
Molecule: messenger RNA, 1290 nt
Organism: Pestalotiopsis fici W106-1
Lineage: Eukaryota; Fungi; Ascomycota; Sordariomycetes; Amphisphaeriales; Sporocadaceae
Exons: 1
Coding region: 1-1290 (429 amino acids)
Source: RefSeq, a predicted model, not a curated record